AUGAUUGCAUCGGUAACCCGGUGGUGACGCAGCUGCUACAUGGACUUGUGCCCAUGCAUUGUGGCAACAACUCAUUUGUUCAUCUCGGCCGAGGGCCCUACAAUGCUUCUCAUGACUACGCAGAGUACUUCAUAGAGGGUUGCAAGACCACCCUCGUGCCAGUACUGGGGGCAUCAGCAAACAUGGCGAACGCAGGUGACUACGAACAAUUAAUCAGGGAUGGUUUUCUGUUAUCAUGGCCAGUGGUACCUGAUCAGUUUCCAAGACAAGGUACGAUUAGCAGCUAGUAGUAGCACUGUGUGUACUAUAUUUGGUAACAUAUAGUCAUACGCAUAUGUUAAUAUGCAAUGCAAAGAACAUAAUAGCCUUUACAUAAUUCUGAUGUAUAGAGAUAUAGGUAUUGAAAGAUGCCAGUUGUGGACGAGGUUUAUUUGUUGCAUAGAGUAUGCUAUAUGCUGGAUUCCAUCUGUUUGUUUUCACCAUAUAUGAUCUGUAAUGAAUCAAUGUUCACCAAGUGACGAAAUUCAAGGAAAUGAAAUGAAGUGCCAGCUAUAUUGGAAUUGUCUUAAUCAUUUAACUCCAUAUGCUUCGCACAAUUAUUCUAUAUUGCCAUGGUUCAUUUUUAUGUUUUUUUAUUUUGUGAUUGAUACUUACAUUGACUAACCAUAAUAAUUUCUCUGCAGAUGGUAGGCACAACAAGAAGUUAAUUUUGAUAGUUUCUCUGGCUGCCACAAUCAGCUUGCUAACAUGUCUAGUUUGGGGGGUGCACCGACAGAAGCAAAGGGUUUGUCUUCUUAUCCUCCCAAAGCAGACUGGUAAUAAAUCGAGCAUGGAAGAAAUGCUAAGGAGGUAUGGAUCUUUGGCUCCGAAAAGGUACAAGUACUCAGAGCUGAAACAAAUGACUAACUCUUUCAAGGAUAAACUUGGAGAAGGUGGAUAUGGCACGGUAUUUAGGGGUAGCCUACAGGAUGGCUGUGUGGUUGCUGUGAAGCUCCUAAAAGUUUCCAAAGGCAAUGGAGAGGAGUUCCUAAAUGAGGCAAUUAGCAUUGGUAGGACAUCACAUAUUAACAUUGUCGGUCUGCUCGGUUUUUGCUUAGAAGGAGCCAAGCGAGCCCUUGUUUAUGAGUAUAUGGCUAAUGGUUCACUGGAGAAGUAUAUUUACAUAGAGAAUUCAGAUCUAGUUAUUGGAUGGGAGAAGUUACAGCAAAUAGCACUUGGCAUCUCACGAGGAUCGGAAUAUUUGCAUCAAGGAUGUAGUACCCGCAUCAUCCAUUUUGACAUCAAGCCUCAGAAUAUACUUCUAGAUCAAGAUUUUUGUCCCAAAAUUGCCGAUUUCGGUUUAGCCAAACUGUGUCACCUCAAGGAUAGCAUCCUCUCCGUCGCCGAAGCAAGAGGUACCAUUGGAUUCAUUGCUCCAGAAGUAUUCUCUAGAGGUUUUGGAGUCGUUUCUACAAAGUCAGAUGUCUAUAGCUAUGGAAUGAUGCUCCUGGAAAUGGUAGGAGGAAGGAUAAAUAAAGAAAAAGGGAAUACAGAGAGCUCAAGUGAUCUGUAUUUUCCAAACUGGAUUUAUGACAAUAUAGCAGAACAGGUACAAAGUUGUGAAGUCAUCUGUGACCUUGAAGAAGCCAUGAGAAAGAUUACCUUAGUGGGCCAAUGGUGCAUACAAACUAACCCUGUAAAUCGUCCUUCGAUGAGCAAGGUGAUUGAUAUGUUGGAAAAGAGGAUCAACGAAUUGGAGAUGCCACCGAAGCCGUUCCUUUCGUGUCCCUCGAUCCGGACAAGCUUGUCGUCCCAUACAAGUUAUGAUUACAGAUCAUCGUAUUGCUCUGCAUCCCCUGCUGUGUUACCAUGCAUAGCCCAAAAGUAGUAUGAAGUGGAUAAAUGUAAAUUCGAAUUACCACUGCAUUUACCAUUAAGAUCUUCUAGUGUGUGAACCGUGUGUAAAAGAAAUGUGAAUUUUCAGAGGUUACAUCGUGUCUCUGAGAAUGGCCAAGGCAAUGUGAUAACGGAAGGCUGUUCGAGAUUAUUGCACUUGAUACGAAUCAAAACACGAAUAACGAAAUGAAAGCU
Molecule: messenger RNA, 2070 nt
Organism: Triticum urartu
Lineage: Eukaryota; Viridiplantae; Streptophyta; Magnoliopsida; Poales; Poaceae
Source: RefSeq, a predicted model, not a curated record